CGGGAGGCCCCCACCCCCCCCGCGUCCGCGCCGGCCGGGUGAGAGGCGGCGCCCGGCGCGAGGCCGCCCGCGAUGCUGCUCUCCAAGUUCGGCUCCCUGGCGCACCUCUGCGGGCCGGGCGGCGUGGACCACCUUCCGGUGAAGAUCCUGCAGCCGGCCAAGGCGGACAAGGAGAGCUUCGAGAAGCUGUACCAGGUGGGCGCCGUCCUGGGCAGCGGCGGCUUCGGCACGGUCUACGCGGGCAGCCGCCUCGCCGACGGGCUCCCGGUGGCGGUGAAGCACGUGGUCAAGGAGCGGGUGACGGAGUGGGGCAGCCUGGGCGGCGCGGCCGUGCCCCUGGAGGUGGUGCUCCUGCGCAAGGUGGGCGCGGCGGGCGGCGCGCGCGGCGUCAUCCGCCUGCUGGACUGGUUCGAGCGGCCCGACGGCUUCCUGCUGGUGCUGGAGCGGCCGGAGCCCGCGCAGGACCUCUUCGACUUCAUCACGGAGCGCGGCGCCCUGGACGAGCCCCUGGCGCGCCGCUUCUUCGCGCAGGUGCUGGCGGCCGUGCGCCACUGCCACGGCUGCGGGGUGGUGCACCGCGACAUCAAGGACGAGAACCUGCUGGUGGACCUGCGCUCGGGCGAGCUCAAGCUCAUCGACUUCGGCUCGGGCGCGCUGCUCAAGGACACGGUCUACACCGACUUCGACGGCACCCGAGUGUACAGCCCCCCGGAGUGGAUCCGCUACCACCGGUACCACGGGCGCUCGGCCACGGUGUGGUCCCUGGGAGUGCUGCUGUACGACAUGGUCUGCGGGGACGUCCCCUUCGAGCAGGACGAGGAGAUCCUGCGAGGCCGCCUGCUCUUCCGGAGGAGGCUCUCCCCAGAGUGCCAGCAGCUCAUCGAGUGGUGUCUCUCCCUGCGGCCCUCGGCGAGGCCCUCCCUGGACCAGAUCGCUGCCCACCCCUGGAUGCUGGGGGCAGAAGGAAGUGUCUCUCAGAGCUGCGACCUCCGGCUCCGCGCCCUGGACGCGGAUGAUGGGGAGAGCACCACAUCCAGCAGCGAGAGCUUGUGAGAGGGGCCUGACUCCCCCUGGCGUGGGAUGCCUCCUUGAAAAGCAGUGAUCUUUGACCCAUGGUGACCUUUGCCCUCGGCACCGGGCCCGUUUCCUUAGCUUUGAGUGCCUUUUUGAACGCUGCUCCGUGGGACCGGGUUUCCUUGAGCUCCUCUGUCCAAAGACAGCCCCGGCCCGGCUCCGGGGGAAGUGAGGUCCCGCCUGCCCCGGGUGGAUACUUGAACCAGAGACCUCUCCCACCCGCUGUUCCUUCCUGCAGACCCGGGGCACGCCCACCAGUGGGCACCGCGGCCUCGUGCCCACCCCCCUCCCUCCAGUGUCACGGUGUUCGUCUGGGUCGUCCCUGCACAAGCAAUGCAACAGCCGGGCGGAGCUGCCCGCCUGCCUCCCCGCACACUCGGUCCGUGUCUGUGCCAGCGUCUGUGUCUGUUAUUUAUGGUGUGAUCCCCACCCCACAGGGCACCCCUGUCCUGCCGGGGCUAUUUAUUAAGCUUAAUUUAUUUGUUGAGGUUCCUGAGCGGUGGUCUUCUCCAGACCCCUGGGGGCGGCUGGCAGGGAGAGGAGACCGAGGCCCACCCUGCUCGCCCCUGUCUGGAGGAGACCUUGUACCGAGACGGGGGGCGGGGGGCGCGACUGCCACCCUGGACACUCUGCACUGGGGGUGGGGGUUAAAUUAUUGACCUGUACAGUCUGCUUGUGGCUCUGAAAGCUGGGCGGGACAGAGUCUCAAGCCCUUAAUUUAUUUUAGCAGCUGUGUUUCUGACCCUGGUGCGCUUAGGCACCCGGUGGGGUUCUUUCAGUUCAAAAGCGUGAGACGUCUGGAGAUCAUAUUUUUUAUACAAGUAUUUCAAUUACAUUUCUUUUUUUGUAUGUA
Perognathus longimembris pacificus (Pacific pocket mouse) is the source of this 1927-nucleotide messenger RNA. RefSeq names its product Pim-3 proto-oncogene, serine/threonine kinase (gene Pim3). Gene Ontology annotation, biological process: negative regulation of apoptotic process; protein autophosphorylation; regulation of mitotic cell cycle. Gene Ontology annotation, cellular component: cytoplasm. The coding region runs from base 73 to 1053 and encodes 326 amino acids. Gene Ontology annotation, molecular function: ATP binding; protein serine/threonine kinase activity. The transcript is spliced from 6 exons. The record is from RefSeq and is a predicted model, not a curated record. NCBI's taxonomy places the organism in Eukaryota, Metazoa, Chordata, Mammalia, Rodentia, Heteromyidae.